UGUAACUACAAAAUGAAAUUUCUGCCUUUCGUUCUUUUCCUUCUGAUCAGUUUCAUAUCCAUAGAAGGAAAUAAGUGGUAUUGCCGACCAGAAAUUCAAAAGAAGGUGAAAGAAACAAUAACAGAGUGUUGUGAGCAGAAUGCUGGAAAGGAAGGCGAGGAAUUAAAAGAUGGUUUUAUUGCAUGUGGGAAAAAGAAAAUUGAAGAAUCGGGACGUGGCAAACACGAAAAGAUACAGCAACGUUUUGAAGAAAGAGUAAGAAGUUCUCAGCUUACAGCUGAAGACUGUAAAGAUGGCGGAAGAAUAAUUGUGGAUAAGUUUGAAGCAUAUUGUUCGGAAAAAUAAUAGAAAGAAUGAAGAAUAAUUGUAAGCCAAUAACAAAAUCUUGUAACAUUGACAAUCGUAAAAUAAAUUAGUAUUGCAGCU
Centruroides sculpturatus (bark scorpion) is the source of this 426-nucleotide messenger RNA. RefSeq lists its product as uncharacterized. Lineage: Eukaryota; Metazoa; Arthropoda; Arachnida; Scorpiones; Buthidae. Bases 13 to 345 code for a protein of 110 amino acids. The record is from RefSeq and is a predicted model, not a curated record. The transcript is spliced from 9 exons.